AUGGGUUUUAAAAGAUUGUGUCAAAUACAAAUUGAGAAAGAUGCUAUCGAAGGUCUUCCUAACGACCUAUCAGUGUACUGGCACCAGUAUCCAAACAGUCUCGGCGUGGUCUUCUGUAAGCUGAAGGCUCUCAUCUCUGAAGCAGCAUCGUACGUGUCUGUGUUGACUAUAGUAGCGUUCACUCUCGAACGCUACCUGGCCAUCUGUCACCCCUUACACAUAUACGCUGUGGCCGGUCUGCGGCGAGCCUUACGGAUAGUACUCUCUCUGUGGGUGUUGUCUCUGUUGGCUGCAUCACCCUUCGCUCAUUACACUACAGUCAAUUAUCAUCAAUAUCCACCGAGUAAGUUGAUUAAGAUACUCGUACCUUGA
Molecule: messenger RNA, 372 nt
Organism: Danaus chrysippus (African queen)
Lineage: Eukaryota; Metazoa; Arthropoda; Insecta; Lepidoptera; Nymphalidae
Source: the annotation of a GenBank genome assembly